AUGGAUUUCGCCGCUGCUGGUGCUGUGGCAGCGCGACGUGUCGGCUCGAAACGAGCGCGAUUGUGGUGCGAUAACACGUCGCGGCAAAGUCGCACAUCAUGUGAUUUACGUACAAUACGCGCGGAUCGCGCACCAUCGUUACGUGGCGAUACGGAGCAGCAGUUAAGAGUUCCUGUUGUUCCCCUUACGUUAAAAAUGGAUGGUGCUAGUGUUCUCGCAAAAUCUCUAAAAGAACAGCAUGUCGAAUAUAUGUUCGGUGUAGUUGGUUUCCCGAUUAUUGAAGUUGGAAUGGCAGCACAAGCACAUGGAAUCAAAUAUGUUGGAUGUAGAAAUGAACAGGCGGCUUGCUACGCGGCUCAAGCUAUGGGAUAUUUGACGAAAAAACCAGCCGUAUGUCUGGUUGUGUCCGGUCCUGGACUACUUCAUGCGGUUGGUGGCCUUGCCAAUGCAACUGUAAACUGUUGGCCUGUGAUUUGCAUCGGUGGCUCGUCGGAUGUCGAUCAGGAGAACCGUGGAGCAUUUCAGGAAUGGCCGCAAACGGAAUCGGCACGGCUUUGCUGUAAACAUGCUGUUCGAGAAUGCAUGUAUGGUCGUCCUGGAGCUGUUUACAUUGACAUGCCGGGGAAUUUAGUUCUAUCCACCAUGGAAGAGGAUCAAAUCCCGUCCGUUUACAAGCUAUUCGUCUGUGCCGAAGGUGCCGUUACCACCACCGGUUUGUCUUCCACCAUUGUCGAUAGUGCGCAGAGCUGCGGUUACCAUCAAACAAGCGCAGAAACCCCUGGUGCUGCAUGGUCUGAACGUGGUUCAACGAUGGUUCAACAGUUCCUCACGAGUAGUGGCCUACCAUGGCUGGCCACACCUGGAGGCAAAGGAGUAUGCACGGACUCUCAUCCGAGAUCAGUAGCUCCCGCUCGAUCGUUUGCGCUCCGUGAAAGCGAUUGUAUCGUACUUAUAGGAGCAAGACUGAAUUGGAUGCUACAUUUCGGUUUACCUCCCAGAUUUAAAAGUAAUGUAAAGGUUGUUCAGAUCGAUAUUUCUCCGGAGGAAUUCCAUCAGAAUGUGCAAACAACGGUGCCGUUACUUGGUGAUAUUGGAGAGACUCUUAGUUUGAUUCGUGAUUUCUUAGCUAAAAACGACGUGAUUGUGGUGAAUGAGGGAGCAAACACAAUGGAUAUCGGGCGAACAAUGAUGCCAUCGUUAUUGCCACGACGACGACUGGAUGCUGGAACUUUCGGAACGAUGGGUGUUGGUCAGGGAUACGCUCUCGCUGCUGCUUUAUUCUGUCGUGAUUAUUCACCAACAACGAAGGUGCUCGUUGUUCAAGGAGAUAGCGCUUUCGGAUUUUCGGGCAUGGAAAUCGAGACCAUAGCAAGAUAUAAGUUGCCUGUCGUUACUGUAGUGCUCAACAACAGUGGUAUUUAUCGUGGAAUGCUUCCGGAAGACAUGAAAGCGGUUGACGGGGAUCCAACAUUGCUGUAUCCUGUGUUGUCGCUCAGUCCCGAAUGCCGCUACGAUGAACUCUGCCGUGCGCUUGGUGGUGACGGUUAUUUUGUGAAAAAUGUUCCUGAGAUCGAACAGGCACUUUCUAAGGUGGGUAAGUCUGCAGCGGAGAGAGCUCAAAAUAUCAACGCUGUUUGGGGUAAGGGAAGCAUUACCGAAUCCACGGACAAGAGGAGGCGUUUUGGUCGAUGGAUGGACAAGGAUGAAGCUCUCAAGUACUUGCCUGAGGCCGAAAAUGCAAAAUGCAAAAGAAGACCAUGGUGA
This is a messenger RNA of Necator americanus (New World hookworm), 1764 nucleotides long. RefSeq lists its product as uncharacterized. Gene Ontology annotation, molecular function: catalytic activity; magnesium ion binding; thiamine pyrophosphate binding. The transcript is spliced from 17 exons. Lineage: Eukaryota; Metazoa; Nematoda; Chromadorea; Rhabditida; Ancylostomatidae. The record is from RefSeq and is a predicted model, not a curated record. Gene Ontology annotation, biological process: fatty acid alpha-oxidation. The coding region runs from base 1 to 1764 and encodes 587 amino acids. Gene Ontology annotation, cellular component: peroxisome.